CAGUAGCAAUUAAAUUGCUUGUGAAUAUUUUAUAGAUUAAAUUUAGGAUUUUCAAUUUGACAUUUCUGAAGUUGACUCUUUAUAAUUAAAACUGUACAUAAAGUAUAUACCGCCAUUGGCUUUAAUAAUUAAUAUGAAAGAAAAAAAAUGUUAAUUUACAAGUACACAAUUUGAUUAAUAUACAACAACAAAAUAUCAAUUCUCUAACAGUGUAAAUAUAUAAUUCUACAAAGUAUACAUUUGUAUUAUAUAAAUAUUUUUUUAUUGUUAUUCCUUAUUCCUUAUGUUAAUUAUCUUGUAGUAGUCCUUAUGCUAAUUAUGUGUAAGAAUGAAAAACAUCAGAGCAUCAUAAUACUAUGAAUAUGUAUUAGUAGUAUUAGUUUAGUUUGACACAUUCAUAUUUUAAAUUACGCUUUUAUAAGUAUAAUUUACAUUUAUUAUUAGACUUUUACAUAAGGGAUAUACAAAAUUAAUAUGUAAAUAACUUUCGAUAGAUAUAUUUAACAAUAUGUGUGAUAAUCGGUGUCAGUUAUUUCACAGAGAGAAUUACAAGAAAGAAGAAUUCUUACGUAUGAAAUGGUUUUUAAAGAAUCAACAGAAAUUAAUAGAUAAUUUAGGUAUUGCAAAGACUACAGCACAAAUUAAAAUAAAAAGCAUAGAAAAAGAAUCACCAAAAAAAGAUAAGAUCGAACCCAAAAUAAGUAAAAAAUACAUGCCGACAUGGAGACCACUUAAUAUUGAUGGUUCUGUAAAUAUUGAUAUAAUGAAACCAAUUGAGCCAGAAAUACGUGCCAUUCUUUAUGAAAAAGGAAUUGAAAGUUUUAUUUGCAGUGAUAAUUAUUUUCGCAAAAGAUUACAAAAAUUGCCGGAAGAUCGUUUUUAUUUUCCCGAUUGUACAAAUUGGCUUUAUGGAUGGCGUCUUAGUGAUUAUAAUUUACCUCCCAUUAGUAAAUUUGGUGCCAAAUCUGUUAUACAGGCUCAAUUUUAUCAACGGACUGCAUCUUGUCUACAACGAGACCCAGAUUGGUAUCGUAAUUGUCAAACAAAUAAUCCAAAAAAUUUCAAUGAUUUGUUGACUUAUUAAGAAUUGACUAAUUAGAAGUACUACUAAUUUUAUU
This is a messenger RNA of Vespa mandarinia (Asian giant hornet), 1118 nucleotides long. Its product is annotated as protein SPMIP1. The record is from RefSeq and is a predicted model, not a curated record. Lineage: Eukaryota; Metazoa; Arthropoda; Insecta; Hymenoptera; Vespidae.